This is a messenger RNA of Cololabis saira (Pacific saury), 2585 nucleotides long. RefSeq names its product claudin 11b (gene cldn11b). Gene Ontology annotation, cellular component: plasma membrane; bicellular tight junction. Gene Ontology annotation, molecular function: structural molecule activity. Lineage: Eukaryota; Metazoa; Chordata; Actinopteri; Beloniformes; Belonidae. The record is from RefSeq and is a predicted model, not a curated record. The coding region runs from base 475 to 1128 and encodes 217 amino acids. Gene Ontology annotation, biological process: bicellular tight junction assembly; cell adhesion. The transcript has 3 exons.
CCUGCCUUUUGUCAACCGAACUGAUUUGAAUUCAGGUCAGAGAUUUCCUUCCUGGUGUUUGAGAUGCGAAGGCGCGCGUUGAGGGAUGCGUCGGGAUCCAUCCAGGUCUGUUUCUCCCCCUCAGCCCCUCAGUCUCUGUUGCUGGAUCUGGUUCCUGUUAGCGUCUCACACGUGCUCCGAUUGGCUUGGGGUGCAGGACUGCGGUUUUCACCACACCCCGUGAUAAAUCCCGUUCUAGGUAUUUCCCUGUGAGAGCCUCCGGAGCGCACUGGCGGGACCGCGCGCGCAGCGUUCACGGCUCUUUCUUUCUUUCUUUUUUUAAAUGAGUGUUUUAAAAACUUUUGUCUGCUCUUUAUACUCUUUUUGAACGUUUUACAAUCUGAAAGGACCUUUUUAAAAAGCAGAGGAUAGGCCCAGAAACUGAUUUAUUUAUUUAUUUAUUUUUGGAGCGCGUAAAAACGCACGGAGCGCUCCAUGGCGCACAUGAUCUGCAGGCUGCUGGCGGGCAGCGCGGCCAGCUGCGCGGGCUGGGUCUGUCUCAUCGUCGCCACGGCAACCAACGACUGGGUCCGGACCUGCGACUACUCGGUGAACACGUGCGUGCGCAUGGAUGAGCUGGGCUCGCGGGGCCUCUGGGCCGAGUGCGUCGUCUCCACGUCGCUUUACCACUGCGUGGCGCUCAACCAGAUCUUCUCUCUGCCAGCCUUCCUGCAGACGUGCCGGGCUCUGAUGAUCAUCGCAUGUCUUCUGGGUCUGCCGGCGAUGCUGCUGGCCGUCACCUCCAUGGCCUGCGUGCGCCUGCCCAACGACACGGCCGUCGCCAAGAAGCGCCGCGCCAUCAUGGGAGGCGUCUUCUACCUCCUCAUGGCUGCGUGCGGCAUCGUCGCCACCGUCUGGUUCCCCAUCGGCUCCAACAAACAGGAGCACCUGAUGUCCUUCGGCUUCUCCCUGUACACUGGCUGGGUCGGGUCUGGGCUCUGCCUCCUGGGCGGCAUCGUGGUCCUGUGCUGCCGACCCGCGGACAUGGGCGUCCCGUCCAGGGACAACAGCUUCUACUACUCCAAACAGGGGGGCACGGCCACGCCGCUGGACCCCCCCGCCAACCACGCCCGGAGUGUGCGGGUGUGAUGGAGCCCAGUUUUCCUUCUGCGCUCAGCUGAUUCAACUCCCACUUAAAACGGGUUUGAGCUCGAGUUUCUUCGUUCAGGUUGAGGAUGAACAUAAUAUGGAAACUUCACUUGAUAUAAAAUAGUUGUCUUUAAUUUGAAGUUCCCAGGAAAUGGCUGACAGAAAGCUGUUUCCUCACACGUGACACAUUUAAUGUUGAUUUAGACACUUCUAAAGUAGUUAGCCUUUAAACUAAACCUUUAGUAAUCUGGACACGUAUAUAACCACCAUAACCACGUUUCUGCUACCGAUUCAGAGCCAAGCGUAGGAGGAGGGUUUUUAUUUUAUUUACUUUCUGUCUCUUCUUAUUAACUACAUUUAUGUUUGACGGUACGGAAAUGUGUUUCCUUCACUUGGAAAAAAUAAAAAAGCUCGGUUUUUCAUGUAUUUUUUUUUUCAGUUUCUUGUGGUGUUUUUUCCGCUCUGUUUUUCAGUGUAUGUGGAUGUUGUGUUGAACUUAUUAUUGUUUGUUAUAUUCACGCAUGAUGGAAGUUUUCCCAGUGUUGUGUACACCAUGCUUUUAUUGUGAAAUAACUUCCGGUCUGACUGCCACGCGGACAUUUUAUGUUAAGUUUUUUUACAACGCUCUCUGUGUAAGUUUACAAUUAUAAAAUAUGUACCACGGUAAUUCUGAUGUUGUUUCCAGUGUCUUGAGAAGUAAAUAAAUACUACGUAGCAGAUGAAGACGGUGUGAUCCUUCUUCAAUAUGGCCAAUGAAGCUGAAAGCGUAGCAGGCGGCGUAUGGGCGGGAAAAAUUACCUCGAGAACAGGGCAAAAAAAAUAAAAUACCACGAAAAACAGAAAAAAUGAUCCUGAAAAACAAAGCUUUUUUUCCCAAAUUGAAUGCAACAAACUUCCGUAGGACAGAAACACAGAAGCACAUAAUUAUUUUACGAUUUUCCCGACUUACAAACGCACCAAAAAACGUUGGUCGCUAAAUAUUGGAGAUGAACGCUGGUUUGAAAUAGUUUUCAAGUCGUUUUAACUGCUCCACAGUUCGGCAGCACUCUUGGAAUGGUUGAGUUACGCUACAAGGCUACGAGUUGGCUACGAGUUGGCUACGUUAGCCAUUAGCUCCCGGGACACGGUGGCUCUGAUUCACCGUCGUCUUUUGUUUGCAGCGGAGCAGUCACGUUGGUUCAGUCUCAACGUCUGAAGCAAACAGAUCAGUUCAGUUACUGAUUCGUUUCAGGGACUUUUUUCAUCACGUAUGAACCACGAUGCCACUUCGCGGGCGGGUCGGGCCGACGGCGGGAGCAGGAGCCACUUUUCCGGGGCUGGUCUGAUUCAUGUGUUUAAGAUCAUUAAAACAUGACCCUCUACUGUAUAAUCCUGCACAAUCAAGCUGUUUUAUGUUCCACUGUCAUUUUUACAUGUUUUAACUUUUUUCAUAUUUACAGCAUAAUCAGUGCUUAAUC